Molecule: messenger RNA, 1888 nt
Organism: Anthonomus grandis grandis
Lineage: Eukaryota; Metazoa; Arthropoda; Insecta; Coleoptera; Curculionidae
Product: piggyBac transposable element-derived protein 4-like
Exons: 3
Coding region: 428-1888 (486 amino acids)
Source: RefSeq, a predicted model, not a curated record
ACCCUUUGCGGUCGUUGUCAUGUCUGACAUGACACCAGGCGUAGUCGUUCACGUUUACACAAAACUUUGCUUUGAGAUCGUUUGUCAUGCCCUACAUGACAAGGCAAAAAGCCGAUUCUACUCGUUGUCAUGUCUCUCAUGACACAUUUUCAAAGUCGAUUUACUCGUUAUUCAUUUAUACCAUGACAAAACCGAUAACAAAUUUGAAUUCCGCGGGAAACUUUAUUUAGGAAUACACAUGCUUUUUUUAUGCAAGUCGUGACUUAUUUGGCAACCUUGCGAUUUUUUUGUUGAGUGCCGGUCGCGACAAAUACACGUGCAUUCUUAUUUAGUCUUAUUUGAGUAUUUGAGAGAGUUAGGUAUGCAGAUUUUGUUUGUGUUUUUUUAAUAUUUUGUAAGAUUCGGAUGUUUGUUUAUAGUUAUAAUUAUGGCGAAAAGAGCAUUAACGGACACGGAGUUAGAGGAACUAUUAUACGUAGACGAGGAGGAGUUUGACUUGGAUCAGUUUAGUUCAGAGAGUGACGAAUGGGAGGAUAUAGAUCAAAAUCUCAGUGAAAAUGAUUCUGACGAAGAGUCUGAGGAACGUGUUUAUAAUUUAAAUUUAUGGAGGCCAUGGACAGCAAAUGAACCAAGAUUUAAAAUAUUCCCUUUCUUAGAAGAUGUUGGAUACCAUCCACCACGAAAUAACCAGCCAGUGUCCGAACUAGAUUUUUUUCAGUUAUUUUUUACGGACGAACUUAUACAAGCAAUUGUGGAUGAAACAAAUAGAUAUGCUGCAGAAAAAAUUUUAAUAAACACGCCGCUCACAAAAAGGUCAGUUUGGAAGUCUUGGAAACCAGUCACAUUAGAAGAAUUUAUGGCAUUUUUGGGCGUUUUACUUAAUAUGGCCUUAAAUCCAAAGACCGAACUAUCUGACUAUUUUUCUAAUAACUGGAUCGACCAUCAACCCUUUUUCAAAGAUAUUUUUUCGAGGGACAGAUUCAUGCAAAUUUUUUGGAAUCUUCACGUUUCUCCACCCGAAGAAGAGCAGAUGGGAGUGAAGAGUCGUAGCGCCAAAGUGAAAAAUGUGUUAUGGUAUCUGGAAACACAAUUCAAGAAGUUUUAUACUCCAGAUAAGAAUAUUUCUGUAGACGAAAGUACUAUUGGUUUUAAAGGCAAAGUAUCCUUUAAAGUUUAUAAUAAAGCCAAACCUACAAAAUGGGGAAUAAAAGUAUAUGUGCUUGCAGAUUCAAAAAAUGGUUACAUAUUUACGAUGGAGCCAUAUUUGGGAACUCAAACAACCCAGGGAUUGAUACGCCCAGAUUUACCAGCAACCGCCCGCAUAGUAGUUCAUUUGGUGCAAAAACUUCUUAAUUCUGGAACUGGUUCGGGAGGUUACCAUAUAUUUAUAGAUAGAUAUUAUUCAAGCCCUUUGUUAGCACGCGAGUUACAUAAAAUAAACAUACAUGUAACGGGUACUGUAAUGGCUAAUCGACAAGGAAUUCCGACAGAAUUAACUACCGCAUAUACAAGAAAAUUUAAAAAAGGCGAGAUAUCUUCCAGGCAUGACAAUUCUAUAUCAGUACUGGCAUGGAAAGAUAAAAGAGUUGUUCUUAUGUUAUCUAGUGUAUAUGACAACUCAGUACAAAAUAUAACCAGGCGAACGAAGACCGCUGAAGGGCGUUGGAUUGAAGAAGUCAUAGAAAAACCUACAGUUAUAUAUGAGUAUAACAAAUUUAUGGGAGGGGUUGACGUUGCUGAUCAUUAUGCAGCAAGCUAUCAAUUUUUGCGAAAAACAAGUAAAUGGUGGCGAAAAGUAUUUUUCUGGUUAUUAGAUGUUUGGAAACUACAGAAAUACAUCCAGACGUCGAUCAGCUUAUGGUGCCGAGGAUAUUUCUCGCCUAAAUAA